AAUUUCCGUCUGGGUAGCUCGCGUCAUCUCCUUUCCCACCUCAUACGACUAGCGUGAUGCUAGCUACGUUUAGCGACGCUAGCUGGGCAGCCCCUUUCGAAAUAAAACACAAUGUAGGUAGCUUCACGCUACUCCUCGUACAGCCCAAGUAAAAGCACAUUUGCGCAAGAUUUUCCUCCCCGGCUACAGUCACAUCGUCUCUCGGCUGCUUUCACUUCCGGGUCCGAGGCCGGCGGAGACGCGCUCUCUCUUUCUGGCCCUGAUGCAGUGAAGCUCGCCCCUAGCAGGAUACUGCCUCCACCGUGCUUCACAGAGGAGUCCAUCCGGAGACGGACUGAUGGCGCUCGUGUCUGGGAACACUUUCCUGUUACUGCUGGGCAGCCUGGGGCUGGUGGCACUGUACCAGCUGCUGAAGAGGAUGCGCCAGAAGGCCUAUAUCCAAGACGCAGUGGUGGUCAUCACGGGCGCCAGCUCCGGACUGGGGAAAGAAUGUGCCAGGGUGUUCCACGCUGCUGGUGCCCGCCUGGUGCUCUGUGGCCGAGACAAGGGACGACUACAGGAGCUCUCCAAAGAGCUGGCUGCAGUCUCGGAUAGCGGCAGAAAGACGUACCCACCGAGCACUGUGACCUUUGACCUUUCGGACACGGGCACAGUGGCCAGUGCCGCAGAAGAGAUUUUAAAAUGCCACGGCCGCGUGGACAUUCUCAUCAACAACGCGGGUAUCAGCUACCGAGGCACCAUACUGGACACCACAAUCGACGUGGACAAGGAGGUGAUGGACAUCAACUACUUCGGACCAGUCGCUCUUACGAAAGCCAUUCUGCCCUCGAUGGUUCAGAACCGGAGCGGACACAUCCUGGUGAUCAGCAGUGUGCAAGGGAAGAUCGCUAUCCCCUUCAGGUCUGCCUACGCCGCCUCCAAGCACGCCACCCAGGCCUUCUUCGACUGCCUGCGAGCCGAGGUGGAGCAGUACGGGAUCGAAGUGUCCGUCUUCAGCCCCGGCUACAUCAAAACCAACCUCUCGCUCAACGCCGUCACCGGAGACGGGUCCACCUACGGAGUCAUGGAUAAGAACACCGCAGAGGGCUGGGACCCGCAGGAUGUUGCCAGAGCCAUCCUGGGGGCUGUGGGCAGCAAGAAGAGGGACGUCAUGCUGGCCGGCCUGCUGCCCACCCUGGCGGUCUACCUCCGGACCCUGUGCCCCAGCGUCUUCUUCAGAAUCAUGGCUUCCAGGGCGAGGAAGGAGCGCAAAGCCAAGAACAACUAGAAACCCGCCUUCUACCCGAUGUCCUCAUCUCCCCAUGGCUUGAGCUGCUGGUGUUGUUUGGAAGGGUGGGAGGGAACUGGCUACUAGCAAACAUCUUUGCACUGUACUUGAUUUGAAACACUACUAGUGUUACUGCUAAUAUUGCUACGGAUAUAGGAGGCAGGAAAAUCGAAACUUAUAGGAUGUGGGAUUAUCAAUAAUUGAAAUAAUUCUAGACCCCUAUUGUCUUAGAUGUGUCAAGAAUGUGCCGGAGUGGUGGGUAUCGUUAGAGGCACCAGAGCUCUUCGUUCUCUGGCACAACUCUGGCAAAAGAGUAAUAAAUGUGAAGCACACUAGGAUCAGUUUUUAAUUAACACUAACAAUAACACAAACUAAAACAACACAACAUGCAGUAUACAAGUUACCCACUUCAGAAAGCAGGAUGUUUCAGUGGCCCACAUUUGGACCUCCCAGAAAAAACCCAAACUACUGACCCAGUACUCAGAAAUCCCACAUGAUGCCUUACAGGCUCAAAAGAGAGUAAAACCUGCGUCCAAAAUAAAACUGAAUACAACCCAGAGCUACAUCUCCAUUCCUGUAAAUCUGUCUGCUCCAAAGUGAAUGGGGAUCACAGCCCUAACCCGGAGAGAACGUCUUUAGCCUGGUAGCCUGUUUCCUAAGAUAAGAGGACAGCAAGCUCUCUUAAAGAAGGUUCAAAUACUGAGCUAGAAUCUGGCCUUUAAGGUCCUCUUGCCAGACACAUGUCUCCUCUUCCUCGCUGUCUCUCUUCCUUCUCUUUCUACUUGCUUACCUGUCUUUUAUCCUGUGUUUCUGGGUGUUGAAUAUUUACUAAUUCCCCAGGAGGUCCCCUUAGGUCUUUGCCUCUUCUAAAGCUUACCUAAAGCUCAGUAAACACUUCCACUACAACUCAUUGGUUCUUAAAACCUCGAGAACUGCAAAAAUUAGCCUCUUAGCUUUUUCUGGCAAAAUCAUUUUUGUAACAAAAUCACUAACCUGAUUACCAGGAUCAUGGAACUCAAGAGAAACGGGCAGUUGAAAACACUGAUACAAAUCCUUCCAGCCAUUUACAGUGCCUUGUAUUCAGACUUUUAAAGUUUGUUGCAAGUUUACAGCUUGCAGUCAUGACCCUCUGAAGUGGCCAUUAGUUUUUUGUUACACAACCUACUCAUCACAUGCAAAGCACAAAUACAAAAAGUUAUGAUUGCAUAAGUAUUCAAACCCUUUGCAGUUUUUUUUAGGUGCACAAAUUACUUUAUCAAGCCACACAGUUAUCUGAGUGGCCCCUGUCUGUGUGCAGUAAUACUGGUUCUCCUGAUUUCAGAAUAAAAACACCUGUCUCUCUGAGGUUCCUUAUUCAGGCCAUGAAGCAAUGUUCAAGCAAAGACUCAAGCAUGAAGAGUAAGGUCCCUCCAAACUGAGCAGAUGGUCAAGGAGGAAACUGAGGUGCCAAAAAUGAAAGUUGUGGUCAGAUUAGGCCUCGUUGGUUUAAAUACCAAGUGUUACAUAUGGCACAGACAUAACAGUACAUCUCCCAGUCAAAUUAAAGUGGACAGAGAAAAAUACAGGCAUAUACAGGAGGAGAACCAGUUUCGGUCUGCUUUAACAACUGGAGCGAAAAUUCACCUCUCAACAAGACAAUGAUUCAGAGCACGAGGCCAAAGCUACAUGGAAGUGACAGAUGGAAUAUGUGCCAGGACACUAAGGUAUUGUGCUGAAGAAUUGAGUGGAGUUUUUCGACAACUCUUCCGGCUCUCGUUAGACACUGGCACUGUUCCAGCUGUUCAGAAGCACUACACAGUUGUACCCAUUCCUAAGACGAAUAGACCUAAAGCUCUCAGUGACCUCAAUGAUUUCAGGUCUGGCUCCAUGAAUGAUGAGGGGCUGUGAAAAGUCACAUAUUGGGGCUGCAAUCGAAUCCGCCCUCCAGUUGGGUUACCAUCCUGGAAGGGGAGUUGAUGAUGCUAAAAUGUUUCUACUCGGAAAAAUGUAACCACAUUCAACCACAUUUUGGUUGGAAAAACUAAUCACACGUUUCAAAUUAGAUCGUCAGCUUAUCCUGUGGAUCGUUAGUUUUCUGACCAAUAGCACACAAAAUGUAUCUACUAAUGGUUUAACAUCUGUCUUCAUUUACACUUCUACUGGUUCACCACAAGACUGUGUUCUUUCUCCCCUGUUUUUCAUCUCAUAUACUGACGACAGUCAGAGCAACUACGAAAAUCAUUACAUCAUCAACUAAUACACUGUCAUGCUGAUGACAGUCUAUUAGUCUCUCUCCUCUCAGAGCCAGGACAAACACACAGACCCAUUCUGGACAACUCCUUCAGCUGGUGUGAUACUUCCUGCCUCGAGAUGAAUGUGUCAAAAAACAAAAGAAGUGAUUGAUGGGUUUUAAAAAAAACCCAAAGCAAUAUCUUUCCCACAACAAUCCACAGUUACAAAUAUCUGGGCACUGUGUUUGACGAUAAACUUAAGUUCACCGAGAACAUUGACGUCAUUGUGAAGAAAUCCCAGGGGCGCUUUUAUGGUCUGAGAAAAGUCCAAGUAGGAAUUCUUUCAACAUUUUAUAGCUCUUUCAUUGGAAGUAUUUGAACCUUUUCUUUUAUCUCUUGGUUCACUUAGUCAAAAAAAAGACAAAAAAAUGUUGUAAACCUCUGAAAUCCUUGGUGAGCCUUUCAGACCCCUGGCACAGCUGUGUGCCCAGCAGCCCCUGAGGAAGCUCACUUCCUUCAGCAGUCUCCUGACCUUCUGCCUUCAGGAAGACAUUUUUGUCCACAGCGCAGGAUGGAUAGAACGAAAUUUAGCUUCAUUCCAGAGGCCUGGGGCUCACGAACAAUGACUGGAAAUUAUGUCUAUUGGACAGAGCCCACCACCCCUACUCCCCCCACAAAUAAUACCUAAUACCAGACACUGCUACUGUCAUAAACUCAAAACUUUCUUCUUUAGAAGGGCAUCUACUUAACUGGUUCUAUUUACCCCUCUGCUUCUACUGUACUCAGUCCACUCCAGCAACUCGUCGUGCUUUGGCAGGUUCUUCUUGACAAUGUGUGCUUUUUCUUGAACUUUAUUUUGAUAUCGGUGGCUUGAUCUGUAGUGUACCCUUUUUCUGUCUCUUCCUUCUGUGUAUUCCUGUGGUGCAUAUACUGUGCAUGUGUUCAUUGUUGUUGUCGUUCUGUAAAGUGCUUCAAGCCACCUUUAAAGGUGUUAUACAAAUCAAGUUUAUUAUUACUUUCAACCACUUCGAUGGUUCGUUUGCUGUUACACCUAUGUCUAGUUUUUUCUUAGCAAUGUUUGAUUUUUGUUUGGGGGGCUUUUUGGUUUCUUUGUUUUGGUCGUGUGUUGUAUGUUGCACCAAUGUGCUGCUUAAAUUGCCCCCCGCCCGGGGAAUAAAGUAGGUUAAAUUGAA
Messenger RNA from Lepisosteus oculatus (spotted gar), 4670 nucleotides. It is a transcript of the gene dhrs7b, whose product is annotated as dehydrogenase/reductase (SDR family) member 7B. Gene Ontology annotation, molecular function: oxidoreductase activity. Lineage: Eukaryota; Metazoa; Chordata; Actinopteri; Semionotiformes; Lepisosteidae. Gene Ontology annotation, cellular component: membrane. The record is from RefSeq and is a predicted model, not a curated record.